CAGUGGUGCUGGUGUUAUGGUAGCUUUGUCCUAAGACGGAGCCGUCUUGGAUCUCGUUCCCCUCACUAUGAUGACUGAUAUCGUUAGUAACUGGAAGCUGGAGCAGUUUGUGCUCCAGAAGUGUCUUCCCCCAGUUUGGUCACCGGGGGCCUUCCAGGGCCCGGAGGCAUACCAGCAGCUCUGCCAGCAGUGGGAGAGCUGGUCAGAGGAGACCAAAAAGCCCAAACCCACAAACAAGUGCAAGAAGCGAGCAGCCUUGCAGGGUUUGCUGAUGGUGAGCAGGGAGUUGUCCAAAUUGCUGAAGGAAGCUCUUGAGAGUGUGCAGACGCUGGAGCAGGCCAAGGGUGAGCUCAAAAUGCAGGUGGACAACCUGCGGGCAGAGGUGCAGGGUUUGUGUGGGGACUCUCUGCGGAGCGCGGUGGAGAUCACCCGGCUGGAGAGCAAGCUGGGCUACGAGAAGCUGAAAACGGAGGAGCUGGAGAAGGAGGUUGGGAAGUGGAUUGGGGAGACCCAUGAUGCCCAGAGCGCGGUGCGGGCGGUCCUGCAGGACGUCCAGCGGGACCGAGGCACCGGCCCCGAUCACAAGGUAUGCCAUGCCAAGAUCCAGGAGCUGCAGGCAGAGCUGGGGGUGUCGAGGGGCAUCGUGGCUGCCAUCCAAGGCAAGAGGAGCCGGUUUGGUAAUGGUGAAGGGGAGGACUCCCUGGACCCGCACCCGCCUCACUAUGACUACGAGGAUGAUGUGUGGAGUGCCAAUGGCCCCACCAGGCCAUCCCCCUACGCUCCUCUGCGAGAGGAGAUGUGUCAGCUACAGGGAGGGGAGGUGGAAGCUUCCAAAAUUAAAAAGAACCCCCCCGAUGAGCCAGCUGGCCAUGGCCCGCUCCAUGCCAUAGACACCAACAGGCCUGUGCUCUGGUUUACCCCCGAGCAGCUCAAAACGGUGGGGAAGAUGCUGGGGCCAUUGACGAAGGAGACAGCUGUCAACUGGCUGUCCAGGGCACAGCGGCUGCCCAGGUGCCAGAGCGGCAACUCGGUGAGUGACCUGAUAGACGUGGUGAGAAAGUGCAUGAAACCAGACGAUUUCGCAGCACUGCCGGGGGACGUGCAGAUGGGUAACGUACAGGACAUUGGGGAUGUCCAGUCCGCUGUGCUGAAGGUGUUCUUCCCUGAGGUCAACCCCUUAGUGCUUUUCCACCAGGAGAAGCAAAACCCAGAGGAGCGUCCGGAUGCUUACGUUAACCGUAAGAAGAUGCUCUACCAGAUGGCCGGGCUACCUGGCUCGAAAGACUCUCCCCUCGAUUUUGACAGGCCUGAAUUCAAGGAGCCGCUCGUGGUGGGGCUGACGCCCCCGUUGAGGGUGAUUGCUGGUGGAGAUGCGGCCCGGAAGCCGCUGUCAGAGCUGGAGCAGAUCCUGACUCAGAAUUUCGAGCUGCAAAAGCAGGCCUUCCCAGGGUACAUGCUGGGGGGGAAGAAAGGGAAAACCUCAGCCAUGUCCUUCCAAAAUGCGGGUGUGAGAAAAAUGCAAGGAGACAACCGAAAAGAUCCUGACGGCAAGGGUGGUUCGGGGAAGGAGAACCAGCAAGGGUUGAGGUUUCAGAAAUCCAACCCUUGGCGGGCUGAGCUGAGGAAGCGCUUGAUAAAAUAUGAGAAGCAGGAGGAUAUUGAUGGCUUGCCGGAUGUUUUCGAAAACUGGCCCUGCACGAGGCCAAAAAGCACAGCAGCUCCAACCCGAUUGACCCGGGGUCUAAGGCUCAGCAAUAGGGCUGCCAGGCACCCGCAUCGCCCCUUUUUGUGGCACCGAUUAAGACCGAUUCGUGGGGGCGCCUGA
Molecule: messenger RNA, 1825 nt
Organism: Balearica regulorum gibbericeps (East African grey crowned-crane)
Lineage: Eukaryota; Metazoa; Chordata; Aves; Gruiformes; Gruidae
Source: RefSeq, a predicted model, not a curated record